AUGGAGAGUCCCACUGGCCAGCCCUGUGUGAUUAUCCCCGAAUGCUACUCCCACUUCAGAGACGUGUUCUGUCCUCGGCGGGCCACGCAGCUGCCACCUCAUCGGCCAUGGGACUGCGCCAUUGACCUUCGUCCAGAAGUCGAUGCGUCACGGUCAGGAGUAGGAGCCAUCCUAUCUCAGCAGCAGGGGAAACCUGCUCAGUACCAUCCCUGUGCUUUCUUCUCCAGAAAGCUGUCGUCCGCCGAACGAAACUAUGACAUUGGGAAUCAAGAGCUCCUGGCGAUCAAGCUGGCAUUAGAGGAGUGGAGACACUGGUUGGAGGGGGUGGAUGCAGAGGUGGUGUGUCGACAGCUUGGAUGUGGUAAAGCAGUCAUCGCUUCUCGUAAUGCCCGCUUUGGUCAGGGAAGUGAACCAACCUGGCUGGAUGAUGUUCAGUGUAAUGGAACUGAGAGCUACAUAGAUCAGUGCUCACACGGAGGAUUUGGAGUAGAGAACUGUGAACAUCAUGAAGAUGCUGGAGUCGUGUGUUUAAUUCAUAAUGAGAUUACAUUGGUCAAUGGUGCGAGAAACUGUUGUGGUCGAGUGGAGAUCAAUCACAAAGCCCAGUGGGGAACAGUGUGUGAUCAUUCCUGGGACUUAAAGGAUGCAGAGGUGGUGUGUAGACAGCUUGGAUGUGGUAAAGCAGUCAGCGCUCCUCAUAAUGCCCGCUAUGGUCAGGGAAAUGAACCAACCUGGCUCAGUGAUGUUCAGUGUACUGGGACUGAGAGCUACAUAGAUCAGUGCUCACACAGUGGAUUUGGAAUAGAGAACUGUGAACAUCAUGAAGAUGCUGGAGUCGUGUGCUCAAAUGGCGCUAAUCUACAACUCGUUGGUGGCAGUAACUUCUGCUCUGGUAGAGUGGAAGUCUAUUAUAAUAACCAGUGGGGAACAGUGUGUGAUGAUGACUGGGACAUGAAGGAUGCGCAUGUGGUGUGUAGACAGCUUGGAUGUGGUAAUGCUGGCAGUGCUCAUAAAAAUGCUACCUUUGGUCAGGGAAGUGGCCCAAUAUGGCUAGAUGAUGUUCAGUGUUCUGGAAAUGAAACCACCAUCACACAAUGCUUACAUAGAGGGUUUGGAAAACACAACUGUGUCCAUGGUGAAGAUGCUGGUGUUACUUGCUCAGGUGAGUAUGUGUGUAUCGCUCAUAGGAGGGUGUGUUGUGAGUACAACAUAGAGCUUGUGUAA
This is a messenger RNA of Clarias gariepinus (North African catfish), 1224 nucleotides long. Its product is annotated as deleted in malignant brain tumors 1 protein-like. The transcript has 6 exons. The record is from RefSeq and is a predicted model, not a curated record. Gene Ontology annotation, cellular component: membrane. The coding region runs from base 1 to 1224 and encodes 407 amino acids. Lineage: Eukaryota; Metazoa; Chordata; Actinopteri; Siluriformes; Clariidae.